Staurois parvus is the source of this 553-nucleotide messenger RNA. The record is from the annotation of a GenBank genome assembly. NCBI's taxonomy places the organism in Eukaryota, Metazoa, Chordata, Amphibia, Anura, Ranidae.
GUGCAACAACUAUAUUUAAUGUAUUGGGACACCCCUCCAAAUCACUGAAUUCAGGUGUUCCAAUCACUUCCAUGGCUACAGGUGUAUAAAAGAAAACUGCUUCUACAAACAUUUGUGAAAGAAUGGGUCGCUCUCAGGAGCUCAGUGAAUUCAAGCGUGGUACUGUGAUAGGUUGCCACCUGUGCAAUAAGUCCAUCUGUGAAAUUUCCUUGCUACUAUAUAUUCCACGGUCAGCUGUUAGUGGUAUUGUAGCAAAGUGGAAGCAACUGGGAACAGCAACUCAGCCACGAAGUGGUAGGCCACGAAAAAUGACAGAGCGGGGUCAGUGCAUGCUGAAGUGCACAGUGCGCAGAAGUCUCCAACUGUCUGCAGAGUCAAUAGCUAAAGACCUCCAAACUCUGUGUGGCCUUCAGAUUAGCACAACAAUAGUGCAUAGAGAGCUUCAUGGAAUGGGUUUCCAUGGUUUGAGCAGCUGCAUCCAAGCCUUACAUCAGCAAGUGUAAUGUAAAGCAUCUGAAGCAGUGGUGUAAAAUACGCCGCCACCGUACUCUAG